AUGGAAGCUGGACUCCCACUUGGUUACAUCUUCGCCCAAAGUGAUGAACUGCCUGCAUUGCUCUCCACAACGGUGCAACCAGUAGCUAAGAAGUACAAGGGCAAGAUUCAAUUUGGCACGGUUGAUGUCAAAAUAUUUGGGUCACUCGCAGAUGAUCUGCACCCUGAGCUCAAUAAGAGUGGCCGGCUUUUGCGGUUCGAGAACCUAUCAGGAAUCACCGCUGUCCACCCAAUCUGCGCCAAUUGUUAUCGCCUUGCGCCCACCAUAAAAUCCGAGCCUGUGCCUGAGAUUCAGCAAGGACCUGUCACAAUCGUCGUCGGCCAUACUUAUGACGACCUCGUCAUUAACAACGAUAAGGACGUUUUGAUUGAAUAUUACACCCAAUGGUGUGGACCAUGCAAGGCAUUAGCUCCUACAUACGAAAAGCUUGCUGAGUUCUACGCCGCGAACUCGACCAGCAGGGAUCGGAUCACGGUUGCAAAAAUUGACGCGGAGGCCAAUGACGUUCCCGGCGACCUCCGAGGCUUCCCGACGGUUCAAAUCUUUUCAGCAGUCGAUCUGGAAGAGGAAGUUCACCAAAUUCAUGGCUUUGAGAAAUUCAUGCGUUCUCUGCCAGCCGAGUCAUUCCAACGACUUGUAAAGACAGGCUCGCAAGCUGUUGUUGCAUUUAACGUUACGGCAAUCAGAAGUGAUGUUUUCCUUGUCACCAAACAGGGAAUCGAGAACAUGCUGGUCAGGGACCUCAAGUAUGCAACUCUGAGGUGGAUUUCAAAGGAUUCACUUGGAGAGGGUCGGCUUACGAACGUCACUUUUUCAAAUAUUUAUGAUAAUAUUUCCAAACUGCGAAAGCAUCUUGACUGGGUCUGGGACAACGUGCCACCGAGCAAGGAAGAUUACGAAGAUGCGGCCGGCCGCUCUCGGACAGGUUCCUUUGAAUAUAUUGCCUUCCACGUUGUUUUUUUGUAUGCUCCCACUUUCAAAGCAAUCGCGAUGUCCCAGGCCAAACAAUUGAGCUCCCAGGUCAAGACACCUGGCAAGACCCUUAUUGUAGCCAUGCGCAAACUCAUAACAUGCGAGGAAGUCAACGUCGAGGAGGAAGUCAACGUCGAGGAGGAAGUCAACGUCGAGGAGGAAGUCAACGUCGAGGAGGAAGUCAACGUCGAGGAGGAAGUCAACGUCGAGGAGGAAGUCAACGUCGAGGAGGAAGUCAACGUCGAGGAGGAAGUCAACGUCGAGGAGGAAGUCAACGUCGAGGAGGAAGUCAACGUCGAGGAGGAAGUCAACGUCGAGGAGGAAGUCAACGUCGAGGAGGAAGUCAACGUCGAGGAGGAAGUCAACGUCGAGGAGGAAGUCAACGUCGAGGAGGAAGUCAACGUCGAGGAGGAAGUCAACGUCGAGGAGGAAGUCAACGUCGAGGAGGAAGUCAACGUCGAGGAGGAAGUCAACGUCGAGGAGGAAGUCAACGUCGAGGAGGAAGUCAACGUCGAGGAGGAAGUCAACGUCGAGGAGGAAGUCAACGUCGAGGAGGAAGUCAACGUCGAGGAGGAAGUCAACGUCGAGGAGGAAGUCAACGUCGAGGAGGAAGUCGAUAGUAUUUCCAUGAGCGUGGGUGAGGUGGAAUCCAACAUCCCAGAAGUUCUCCCCACACCUCGCAAGUCGACCGUUCUUGGCCUCUUGGCCAAGGGGGUGUCGACUGUGUAUUUCGGCUGCCAUAGACAGACAGUUGCCCGCGAUCAGUCGGACAGUGGCAUCCUGCUCGCCGACGGAGCGGACAAGCAACCACAGAGACUAACGGUUCAAGACCUCGUGACCACGUCGCUGCCCGACGCCACGCUGGCCUAUCUGUCUGCCUGCUCGACAGCCGAGAACCUGUCCGAAGAUCUUUUGGACGAGGUCAUCAAUCUGACGAGCACAAUGCAGAUCAUCGGGUUCCUGCACGUGGUCGGCACGAUGUGGGAGGCGGACGAUGACGUCUAUUCUUUGAGAAGAUCGUGA
This is a messenger RNA of Endocarpon pusillum Z07020, 1995 nucleotides long. RefSeq lists its product as uncharacterized. The record is from RefSeq and is a predicted model, not a curated record. Gene Ontology annotation, molecular function: protein disulfide isomerase activity. Lineage: Eukaryota; Fungi; Ascomycota; Eurotiomycetes; Verrucariales; Verrucariaceae. The transcript has 5 exons. Gene Ontology annotation, biological process: response to endoplasmic reticulum stress; protein folding. Bases 1 to 1995 code for a protein of 664 amino acids. Gene Ontology annotation, cellular component: endoplasmic reticulum.